This is a messenger RNA of Thelazia callipaeda (thelaziosis nematode), 366 nucleotides long. Lineage: Eukaryota; Metazoa; Nematoda; Chromadorea; Rhabditida; Thelaziidae. The record is from the annotation of a GenBank genome assembly.
AUGGCAGCAUACUACUACUUUGUUACUUUGUUAGUAGGUGAAAUUGGGCGCAUAACAAUGACAGCAAAACGGCGAGGGCGACAAUGCGACAUCGAUAAUGUCGGUGACAACGAUCACGAGAUAGAAGUAGGUCGGUCGGUCGCUAGGUACAAUGAAUGGGUUUGUCAAUUAAGGAGGUGUCAAGUGGAUGACCGUCAACGCCCGUCAUCUGUGGCAUCGAUGUCAUAUGAUAUGCACAUGGAAACAUUGAUCCCAAUCAAGUUACACCAUCUACUUCCUAAUAUGACCUUUAUCACUCUCGAUUUACUUGCUUACAAGCAUACACUGGUAGUAACUGAUGAAAUAUGUUACUUUUUAUUUGGUUAG